AUGCCAAAACGAUCAUCUGCCAUGUCCUCCGCCAUCCAAACGACCAAUCAUGCAAGUACGAAUACUACGAAUACUACCACCAAGAAUACUACUACUACAACUCCUCCAACCUCUACAACCACUACAACCACUACUACGAAUACUCCAACUUGUAACAAAGAAUCUCUAUCGGAAGAAACUCUCAACAAUAUUCUUCAUUUAGCAUUGCAAUUAUAUCAUGGUAAAAAGUGUCUAUUUGUGACAGGUGCAGGUUUAUCCGUUUCAAGUGGAAUUGCAACCUAUAGAGGUGAUUCAAAUUCUGUUUGGAGUAAUCACAUUAUAGAAAUGGGAACUCGAAGAAUGUUUCAAUCCAAUCCAUUAGAUUGGUAUAAUAAUUUUUGGUUACAAACUCAUCAUCGAAGAGAAUAUUUAAUUGCAAAACCAAAUGAAGGACAUUAUUCGAUUGCAAGAUUAAGUAAAUUAUGUAAUGUGAGAGUCAUUACACAAAAUAUUGAUCAUUUACAUUUAAAGACAAGUUUAUCACCAUCAUUGGUGAUUGAAGUGCAUGGAAGAUUGGGUCUCUACAAGUGUAUCAAUCAAAGAAAAAAGAAUCCUUGUCCCUACUCAAAAACACUCAGUAUUGAUUCGAUUGAAAUUAUGGAUUACAUGGUGACUACUACUACUACUACCAGGAAUCAUUCUACUGCACCUACUAAUAAUAAUUCUACUACCUCGAAUCAUUCUAAUCAUCAAGAGGACCUCCAUUCGACAGACUCAACCUAUCCAGCUCGUACUGCUGCUACUUUUGUCAAAAAGAAGAAACCAACAAGUAGUAGAAGCACCACCACCACCAGAACCAACUCUACCACCAACUCUGCCACCAACUCUACUCGAAACGCCACCAACUCUGCCACCAACUUGUCUACUUUUACAAAUAACAACAACAAGAAUUACGUGACAUCAAACACAUCAUCAACAUUUACCAUUCACUCAGUUCCCAAAUGUCCUUCUUGUUGUAAACCUGUUCUCCCGCAAGCUCUUUUAUUUGAUGAAAAGUAUGAAAGUCAUGAUUUCUAUCAAUGGCAAAAGGCAAUGGAAUGGAUUGGUGAUUGCGAUUUAAUUGUAUUUGUUGGAACAUCAUUUUCAGUGGGUGUGACUGCAGAAUGUUUGAGUAUUGUUCAAGAACAAAAUAAGAGUUUUCAUGAUGAUGAAGAAUGUGACAAGAAAGAGGACAAGGAUUGUAAUGAGUGUGAAAAGGAUUGGAAGGAGAACAAGAAUACUCCUCCUUCAAGAAAGAUCAUGUACAAUUUCAAUAUGAGACUUGAUGAAGAGGUUAAAGAUUUAAAUGACAUGUAUCAUGUGAUUGGAAGAUCAGAAUGUACUUUACCUUUAUUGUAUGAAACAUUAGUAGAGAUUGGAAGAGUGAAUCGAUGGACCACGAAUAUGCAUGCUCUUACUGUCAUUACUACUAAUAUCAUUCCUACUACUACUACGAGUUCUACUACUGUCAUUACAACUGAUACCGUUCCUACUACUACUACUAGUAGUAAUAAUACCAUUCAAUGUCAUCAUGAUGACUUGAAAGAGAUCAAACAGAAUGAAUCCUAUCGUCAUGAUUGUUGUCAUCAUGAUGAAUCAACUAAAACCACAACCACAACUAUUACUACCAUGACUACCACAUGUCAAAAUUUUCAUGAACAUGACAUGGGUUGUCAUUUGGGAACUCCCAUCCAUUCCUCAAAUACAUUUUUCAGCACCAGCACCACCAAUACUAAUAACAACAACGCCACAACUACUUCUACUACGACUGGCUCUAAUAAUAGUGGUGGUGAUCAUCCUAAGGUGGUCAUGAUGAAAACUGCAAAAAGAUUUCACUCUCGAUUAAGAAUGUAUUAUUAUUCCUCUCAACAACAAGAGACAUCACAAAGAAAACGAAAUCUUUUGAGUACAAGCACCACCACCACCACCACAAGGACUACGAAGAGGACUACUACUACCACGAUGAUGAGGAGUUCUUAUUCACAACAACAAGAACCACAACUCGCAGCACCAUCUUCUCUUCUCUCUUCAACAACAACCAAAAGAGCCUUCCAAAUCAAAUAUCAAGAUGAUGAUGAUGAUGUGAAUCAACCAUUGUUGCAUCACAAACACCACUCUCUUGAUCCAAACAUUCAGAAAAAACAUCACACAUCUCCUGCUUCAAAAAAGUUCAAGCAAAUUCAAGAUGAAAGCCUUUCAUUGAAUCGAGAAACAAUUGAUGACAAUGAGAAUGAUGAACGAAUGGUCAGCAAUGGCCAUCAAGAACACAGUGAGAAUGACGAUGAUGACAGUGAGGAUGACUAUUAUCUUUCAGAAUGA
This is a messenger RNA of Naegleria fowleri, 2337 nucleotides long. RefSeq lists its product as uncharacterized. The transcript is spliced from 2 exons. The coding region runs from base 1 to 2337 and encodes 778 amino acids. NCBI's taxonomy places the organism in Eukaryota, Heterolobosea, Eutetramitea, Acrasida, Naegleriidae. The record is from RefSeq and is a predicted model, not a curated record. Gene Ontology annotation, molecular function: NAD+ binding.